AUGAGAGGGUUAAACUUUGCCUUGGAGACUGGUAUAACUGUAAUCCAAAAGUAUUUACAAAAAGGACACGGGCAGAUGGAAGUAGACAGUGUACAUUCCGAUAUUGAGCGACAAAUUCGAAACAAAAAAAUCAACAUUCCUGCAGACUACGUAUACAUCUGCAAAACCGCUUGUCAUAAAAGUUCUUAUAAUGUAGAAUAUCUAAUGCACAAUUUCUUUAAAAAAUAUGAUAACUUACAGACAGUUAAAUCAAUAAGACCAGGAAAAGCUGUUGUCGGUGCACCUACAGUGAAUGAUCUUAAAGCACUGAAAUACUCAAAAGAUGCCGACGAUAUAGAUUUUGGAAAAACGGAAACAUCUGAUCAUUCGAAAAGAGCUUUACAAAUAGACGUAACUAAAAUGGAAACUGAGUCAACAGAAACAACGUCUAAUUCAGAAUUGGAGGAUGAGGCAGUACAUUCUGAUUAUGAACCUCAACCCUGUUCAUCUAAAUCUAAUUACUAUACUGGAGAACACACACAAGUACGACAACCUCUUAUAACAGAAACCAUUGCAAAAAUUAUAUCAUUUCAAGGACAAAAAUCUGUAACUGCCUUAAUUGAUAAUAAAUAUGAUGUAUUUGUAAGAUGUUUAAAAAGUAAAAUUAGUAAUAUAAAUCAUUUUACAGACAUUUAG
Psylliodes chrysocephalus is the source of this 675-nucleotide messenger RNA. NCBI's taxonomy places the organism in Eukaryota, Metazoa, Arthropoda, Insecta, Coleoptera, Chrysomelidae. The record is from the annotation of a GenBank genome assembly.